This is a messenger RNA of Haplochromis burtoni (Burton's mouthbrooder), 3379 nucleotides long. RefSeq names its product coiled-coil domain containing 82 (gene ccdc82). The transcript is spliced from 2 exons. The record is from RefSeq and is a predicted model, not a curated record. NCBI's taxonomy places the organism in Eukaryota, Metazoa, Chordata, Actinopteri, Cichliformes, Cichlidae. Bases 744 to 1466 code for a protein of 240 amino acids.
AUGGAUGGACUUUAAAAAACAAGAACUGGGUGCACACAUUUGAACUUAUUUUGGGUUUUCUCUGAUCCCAACAGGGUCAAAAGUAAACAUACAGACUCAAAUAUUUACAUACACCCCUACUAAUAUUUGGUAAAAAUGUGCUUUAGACUAGAAGGUGGCUUACAACUAACGUGAGGAGUGUAUUUAAACACCUGACCACACCUAUAAAUAAAAUUAACAUUGAUGUUAGCCACAGUCACUUCCUGUAGAUUUAGAUUUUAUUUUCAUAGAUUCAUAUUAUUAUUUUAUUAGUAUACAAUUUUCUUUCCCCAGACUAUUUUUUUUUUUAAUUUAGUGGAAAGUGUUAGGAGUGCUAGGAUAAUUUCUGCUCAGUUUGCAGGUGUAGCGCCUGCUCUUCGCCGUAGGGGGCGGUGUGUACGAAUGCGUGCUGUAGUUAUUUUUAGAGAAGAAGCAGAAGCCACAACAAUAACACACAGGCAUUUUCAGGGACUGAAAAUCCUUUAAAUGUGACCUUUUCAGCGCGGAUUUUCUCAGUGUAACGUUUGCAAACGGUCCGUUUAUGUGAAAAGACUACAAAAUAAUUCCGCACGAAGGUGAAUUCAGGCGCCAUGUUGCGUGUUUCAGCGAAUAAAUAGCAUGUCGUUAAUGCGAGGCUAGCUGCGCCGUUAGCCUGCGUGCACCGAGACCGGUUCUGCUGUCGCUUUUCCGUUUCAUGUCACUACUGUCCGGUACCGCGUGCAGACAUGGAGAGUUUGUACAAGCGGAAAAUGUUCGCGUCCAUGCGGAAAACCAAAGUAGCCGCAUCGAAGAAGCGGCAGAUCGGUCUGCCCGCCUCCAUCCUGGACGACAGUGACGAAGGGUCCUUCUCGUCGUCCUCCUCCUCCGGAUCACAGUCCGACUUCCAGAGCUCUCCUGAGGACAACAGCGAGCAGGAGGACCGGGACCGGAGCGAGUCCGGGGGGACCUCCAGCGACGACAGCCGCUCUGUCACCCGCAGGAAGCGCUCCUUCCUGGGAGGCGACGACAGCUCUUCGUCGUCCAGCCGCGGCGACGAGGAUGAAGAGGACGACGAUGACGACGACGAAGAUGACGACGGAAGUCACACGAAGAGGAUGGUCCAGCCGAGGAAGAGGAGCCGGCUGCAGCGGCAGGACGAGUCGGACUCGGACCGCGCGGAGGAGAAACGGAGAGAGGACGCGGAGAAGGCGAAGAGGAGGCAGAGACAUAACAAGCUGCUGGCGCUGUCCCGGAGGAUGAAGGCCCGCAUCCCGAGCCGGAGGAGGAGCCGCGUGAAGCAGGGCACAGGAGACAAGGAAGAGUCUAAAAAAGCAGAGGAUGAGGCAGAUGGUGAUGGAGAUGGAGGAGGUGAAGAAGAAGAGGACGGAAAGAAAGAAGUGUCACGGGGAGACAAAGGAGAAAAAGAGAAAGAGGAGGAAGAAGAAGAGGAGGAGGAGGAGGAGAAGUAAGCCUGAGAGAAAUAAUAGCAUUUAAAAAUGAUGCAAAAGUGUUUAUCUGUACAGGACUCAUGGUUAUGUUGUUGCUGUGACAACGAACACUUGUAACAAGCAACAAAAAGAAGAAAAGAGGAGGUGGACAGCGUCUCUGACCCCAGUGUGAGGUACUUUUUUGCUUUAGAUUGAAAAUAUAAACAUUUGCUGAUCUGCUGAGCGCUCAGUUUUAUUUACAUGCUGCAGAUGUUUCCAUGUUAAUCCGCCAACAGCUGGAGGCUCCAAGCACUGCUGACCUGUAUGACGUCACAAGCAAAACCAUAUAAUGGUUAAGUUGGAUUCAACCAGGUGGCCUGCACUAUCAGCGUGACUUACGAUUAGAGCAAAAUCUUUAUUAUAAUUUAUUAGCUUUUUUUUUUGGUUCAUUGUUGUAACACUAAAAGGUUUUAUCUGGGAGUGGUAGUCACAGCCUUCCUGCAGCUGUCCAUCUGAAACUCACAGCCCACCGGUGAAAGGAGCAAAAACAAGUCGCCAGCAUUGAAUUGUCUUAUUUUCACUGAAAUGAGUCCUGGAGUAAUACACAGGCCACUACAUGCAGCUGGUUGUGAGGUGUGUGUAACGCGUGAUUAAAAUAAAAACCAAAAACGUACAUAUUCAAUAUACACUUUGCUCGCAUGAAAUUAGCUUUCUUAUAAGAUGUGUUUUUUUUUUUUGUUUGUUUGUUUUUUUUUCCUUUUGAACUAAAAAAAAUCAGCUUUUUUCUGGCCCACGUUUGGCCCUCUUGUCGCUCAGUUCUGGCAUUUGGCAAUCACCAGAUGUGGCCCAGAAGUCAUAAACACAGCUGGCAGCUGGCACAGGUGGACCUCAGCAGCCACUGAGUCACAGGCACACAUCUGGGUUAUAUUUUGCAUAUUUGAACCAGCAGAUGUUUUGCUACUUUAGCCUUAAAAAAUACAGAAAUGUGCUCAUAUCCUGUUGUUUUAGUCAGAGCUCUGCUUGCAAGUCCAACAAAAAGCCAGUGAGCGGUUCUCGAGUUCAGCUAGAUGAAAUUUGUGGCAGCAGAUCAGCUAGUGAAGCUAAAACCAGAGCGAAAGCUUUCCUGGAUGUGGAGCACAGAAGCUGCUUUCUUUCCUGCAAAAGGGAAGAGCUGCUUAGUGGGCGGGGCUUCCACAUCACAUCACUGAGUGUAAUCGUUGCAUUAUGACUGCGUGUGAGCUUUAAGACAGAAGCCGACUGCAUCUCCCAGAAGGCACUGGUGUGAGUCUUUAUUGAAUUCUUGAUGGCAGUGUUGUGAAUAUGCAAAAAACUCUGAUUUCACGACCCCGGAGGAUUCUGGGUAUUGCAGUAUUUAGAGACAUUCAGUAACCGACAGCACUCUGACUCGUUUCUGUUGCACUUUCCUUCUUUUUCUUUCAUUUUUUUUUCCUGAAGUUGAGUUUGAUUGUUUGCCAAUCUUUUCUAAGUAAGUGUGAAGGCCUCGCAGACCAAUUGAUUUUUUUUUUUCUUGUACAGCAGCUUUUUAAUCUGUUGCUUUAUCUUUGAAAAAAUAUUUACAUAUUUUGAUAGUUUUGUCCGUCUGUUAUCUCCAGCGGUCUCUGUUUCUGUUAUUACAUUGUCAGCUAAAUACCUUUGAAUGUUGAACCACACAAGAUUUUUGAAGACUUCCUGCAAGUUCACUUUGCUGACAUAAUAAUAUCGUUAUACUUACUUCCUGGUACACUUGCAGUAUAGUGGUUGCCCAUAAUAAAUCACAGAUAAAACCAAAUUAUUUGUCAGUAACUGCAUUAAAAAUGCCUGCAUAGGUUCUCAGUUGUGCAGGUCAUGGUAGUCUUGAGUGCUUAAAAAUAAAGUAGUUGACAGUAGGGCUGCACGAUUUUGCAUAAAAUGAGAAUCACGAUUUUUUGGCUUAGAAUUGAGAUCACGAUUCUGUU